UGGGAAGAGAUGUUGCUAAUUUAUCAAAGAUUGGGAAGCAAACGAUAUUUCCAUAUCUGGAAGACCCAUCUGAGUCUUGAAGGCCCGUCGAUUACUUCAUUGUAACUUCGGAUUCAUGAUACGAAUGGACGGUGAAUUAUCCCCAAUCGUACAACUCUGUCCAUAGGUAACAAACCCAUCAACAACAGUUCAAUCUGCAAUCUCGCUCAUCAAUCUUCCAGACGACUGAAAAUUAACAAUGGCAGUGCCCAGUACUUGGGCCACGGCUGGACACUCUUCUACUAUCUCUAUUCACCAAAUAAGGCCAUCCCGUUCUUUCUCAUCAUCAUCAUCAUCAUCAUCAUCAUUGGCACAUGAAAUUUUCUGCAAGGAUAAGAAGUCCUUUUGUUUGAAUUUAUCCAGUAGUAGAGUGGUUUUGUCUGUUAGGAGUAAAAAGUCAAAAGCUUGUUGCCUUUGCGGCAAUUUUGAGAGCUCGUCUUCUGGCACCAGUUGGGAUGAAAACACCAAUUCUCCAUCUUCAGCCUCAUCGUGGGAUUGGAAUAUGUGGGCUCGCCACUUUUCGGAGAUUGAACAAGCAGAGAACUACGCUUCUCUUUUAAAGUUUCAACUAGAAGAUGCAAUAGAAAGGGAGGACUUCCAAGAAGCUGCUAAGUUGAAAUCUGGUAUUAUCGAAGCAACAUUGAAGGAUAGCAUUGCUGAAAUUAUGUUAGAUUUGAAGAAAGCUGUAGACGAUGAGCGCUAUCAUGAGGCUUCAAGAUUGUGCCGAAGUACUGGAAGUGGGCUGGUUGGCUGGUGGGUAGGAUAUUCAAAGGAUUCUGGUGAUCCCUUUGGUAGAAUCAUCCAUAUUACACCUGGAGUUGGCAGGUUUAUUGGUAAAAGUUACAGUCCAAGACAGCUGAUCAACGGAUCUCCUGGAACUCCACUGUUUGAAAUUUUUGUGGUCAAAGAUGCAAACGAGUCAUAUAUCAUGCAGGUAGUGUUUUUGCAACCAGUCAAAGUCAGUGCAGCGAAUUUGAAUUUGUCAUUUGAUUCGAAGUCCAUAAAGAGUCAGUCAGUAGUUGCGAUUGAGAAUACAUCAGCCGGUGAUGUUGAAGAUAGUGCUGAAGAAGAUGGAAAAAGUGAUGAAAGAGGCUUAGACUUUGAGGUUGCUGAGGAUGGAAUAAGAAGUGUGGUUAAUUUCCUCAAAGAUAAAAUUCCUGAACUGAAAGUAUCAGUUAGAUUUAAUCCGAAAGAAGAUGUAACAGAGGAAGGGGAUGUUAAGCAAUUGAUGGAAGAAGACCAUGAAAAAGCAAUUUCUACUGAAAGUUCUGAUGAGGGAGCUAGUAGUGAUGUGGACGACAUGCAGCCUGAUCAAGUUAUUGCUGGGGAAAACAGUGACACUGAGGAAGAUGGGAAAGAUGUAGAUACAAAACUUUUCAUUGGUGGGGUAUUGCAUAACAAAGAAGACAAUCCUUCCAAAGAUGAGUAUAUCCGCGUACCAGCUGAAAUAAAGGAAAUGGAGAAGGACUCCUUUGUGUUACAUAUUCCUAAGAGUCAUCAGGAAAAUGAUAUGGAAGAACCUACUGGCAAUAGCAGACCAGAUAGUACAGCAGCCAAAGAUAUUGCCAAACUCAUGCCUCCUGAUGUGGCAAAGGCAUUUUUGAGCUCUAAUAAGGUUUCCUCGAAGGUUAUCAGAGAUAUGCGGGAGAUAAUUCAACUUGCUGUCAGUAAGGCACAGAAGAGGAGUAGAUUGUCUGAGGUCACUAACUUUAGCCGGAUUACCACCUCUAGAGGUGAUUUAGAUCCAUUUGAUGGUUUGUAUGUUGGUGCUUUUGGACCAUAUGGUGCUGAAAUUGUACAACUGAGACGUAAAUAUGGUAAUUGGAAUGCAAGUACUGAUGAGAACACUUCGAAUAUGGAGUUCUUUGAAUAUGUCGAGGCAGUAAAGCUGACAGGGGAUUUGAAUGUUCCUGCUGGCCAGGUCACAUUUCGUGCCAAAAUUGGCAAAGCAAAUCGCAUUUCCAAUAGAGGGAUGUAUCCAGAUGAAUUAGGAGUGGUCGCUAACUACAAAGGUCAAGGACGAAUAGCAGAAUUUGGGUUCCGAAAUCCAAAAUGGGUUGAAGGCGAACUUUUGCAGCUGAAUGGAAAGGGCAUGGGACCAUACAUCAAAGGCGCAGAUCUUGGAUUUCUGUAUGUUGUACCUGAUCAAAGUUUCCUUGUAUUGUUCAGUAGAUUGAAACUGCCCAAUUGAGCCAUAUGCUUGAUUUAGUAGAGUAGACAGAAGUUAAGGACCCCUGAAACUCUGCCAACGGACUUCUGUUUGUGUCUUUCAAUCUACCAUCAAUUUUGUUGGAUCCCUAGCAAUUUUGGUCUCCUUUGUUUUUUUGUUUUUUUUUUUUUUAACUGAGUGAUGUAAAUGUAAUCUAAACAUCGUGCGUGCAUAUUUCUAGUGGUCUGUAAAAUAAAGAUGGUCCUCUUUUUCGUUUUACUGUUUUGUUUUCAAUGUUAUAAAUGGAGGGAAAAUUUAAGAUAUCAAAUUAUUGCAUUAUGUGG
Molecule: messenger RNA, 2532 nt
Organism: Oldenlandia corymbosa var. corymbosa
Lineage: Eukaryota; Viridiplantae; Streptophyta; Magnoliopsida; Gentianales; Rubiaceae
Source: the annotation of a GenBank genome assembly